Molecule: messenger RNA, 2071 nt
Organism: Parasteatoda tepidariorum (common house spider)
Lineage: Eukaryota; Metazoa; Arthropoda; Arachnida; Araneae; Theridiidae
Gene: Drep2
Product: DNA fragmentation factor-related protein 2
Biological process (GO): regulation of apoptotic process; apoptotic process
Source: RefSeq, a predicted model, not a curated record
CUGCCAUCUGUUAGUAUUCAUAUGAAAGAGAAUCUGAACCUUCUCUCAGUUCCUGAAGAAAUUUUAGAGAGCUUACUUAAAGUUGGUUUCCCCUACAGGCCGUUAUCGGCCGGUCGUUUUGGUUACUUCACUGCGGGGGUGAUGGGCAGGUGAUUUGAAGGAGCAGGAAGAUGAUGGAAAUCCUGCAAGGUUUUAUCAUGCAGGAUUAGGCAUUUUGAGUUUUAAAACUCUCAAAGAAAGCUAUGAAAUAAUGACAUCUGCAGAAUCCCGGCAGCGUCCAUAUAAAGUAUGGAGCUGUGACAGACAAACUAGAAAAGCUGUCAUGGCAUCGAAUUUAAGAGAACUGCGAGAAAGAGGAUCAUCCAGACUAGGAUUGCCUGGUGUAGAUGUUAAACUAGUACUGGAGAGUGAUGGAACAGAAGUUGAAGAUGAUAUUUAUUUUCAAACAAUAGACAGGGAUACUAUAUUUAUUCUCCUUUGCCCAGGGGAAAGGUGGCUACCCCCUGGACUUGAAGCACUUAGAGCUGCCAUAACUGCCAUACCUCGCAUUGUCUGUGAGACGAUAAAUAGCAUGGAAUUGAUUGACAAGCAGCCUUCUUGGAAAAUAAUGGAUAAUAAGGGAAGGAUUACGGUAGUUUUGCAUUGGGAUCAGCGUGACAUGCGAAGGCCCGGAGCCGACGGUAGAAGUCGACACGGAGAUAAGGAGGCAUUUUGGAGGGUGGAAGUGUGUUCGAGUGAUGUUCAGACUGCUGACAGUGCCACUUCAACGACUGAGGGGAACAGUGUUCCUCGUUCUAAGCUCACACUCGAAGGUCUAGGUCCAAGGCCUUCAUCAAGAAUGCUUCCACAGACUGAUGACAAAGACAACAGUCCAGAACACGAUCACUCUCUUUGUGACUUUCACUGUUCGGCUCUCCACGAGAAAGGUGCUCAAAUUCAAGUCAAUAAGUCCGUCGCUACCUCGCCCAUUCAAGAAGUGCCCGAGGGGACUGCUAUUGCUAUAUCCACUGCCACGUCUUCUGGAGGCGUUACCAAGAUCAAAACCGGUAAGGGACACGUGCGCUUCUUGGACGUUGCAGAAGAAUCAAAAAUCCCAGCUCAAGACGAAUCAGAAUCCGACACGGAGAACACGGCGAACGAGGAGGAGCAGCUGUCGGAACGUUACUUGUUACUCGUCGAUCAACUUUCGUUGGAACAAAAUCGCCAUCUUGGUGUCAAGGAUAUUGGCAUCAUUUUGGAGAGAUUGAGCUCAAAGAUAGUUGAUGUGGAUAGGCUAGAAAGAGAAAGGGAGAGUACGGAUGUUCAUAACUGGACAAUCAAGGCCACUAUAAGAGGUGAGGUCCUUAGAGAAAUAGGAGUCAUUUACAAUGGACAGUAUUAUGGCAUAAUGGAACAUCCAGGGUACUUUUGAUGCAUCGCUAUUGCUGGUAAAGCUGGAAAUUUCAUAAUUUGUUAUGUAUUUGACCUAUAGAAGCGGUGCUUGAGCCAUCGCAUGGUCUUGCAUAUUAUUGAAUUGAGCGAAGAGGAUAUAUAGUUUAUCGCGCCAGUAUAUAGUAUCUCAAGGUAGUCCAAUCUGUCGCAGAUGAUGGUGAUUUGUAAUGCGGUAUGAAAUAGCAGUCACUGCCAAUUGGGUUUGUAUUGGAAUAAAACUUUAUAUAUGCUGUCCCUGAUCUCAUUAACUAUAUUGUUGAUCUAUGAAUAUAUAAUUAAAAAUACUGCCUCUUAGUUACUUAAAAAUGUUGCUUUUUUUAAAGCAGCUCCACUUAAAUGUUAUGCUACUUAGGACUUGUUUUUUUUUAAGGAAAAAAAAAGAAAUUACCUUUGAAUGUAUGUAUGCUCCUCUAUCUGUGUGAUGAUUUACUUUGUUAGAUAAGAAUUUUUAUAUUGUGAGUUUUAGCAUGUUUCAAAGUAUACUAAUUUGUUUGUUGUUGACCAAAGUGUUCCUAUGAAUAAUGCUUUAACAACACUUUGGAUUUGGAAAUAGCAGCAGAAAUAAAUUUAGUCACGAGGAAAUAAAAGGGUCAGGGACAGCCUUGUUAUUUUGAUUUUGAAGAUUUAAUCACUGCCAUAA